Messenger RNA from Gaeumannomyces tritici R3-111a-1, 960 nucleotides. RefSeq names its product sorbose reductase SOU1. Gene Ontology annotation, cellular component: intracellular anatomical structure. Gene Ontology annotation, molecular function: oxidoreductase activity, acting on NAD(P)H, oxygen as acceptor. NCBI's taxonomy places the organism in Eukaryota, Fungi, Ascomycota, Sordariomycetes, Magnaporthales, Magnaporthaceae. The transcript has 2 exons. The coding region runs from base 1 to 960 and encodes 319 amino acids. The record is from RefSeq and is a predicted model, not a curated record.
AUGCUUCCUUCGGUCGGCCGGUUCGCGCCUCGGCUUCCCGGCCUCCUGGCCAUGAGCUCCGUGCGACCACUGAGAUGCGCCCAUCAAUCCUCACCUGCAAAGGCAGCAUUGCGCCUCGUCAGCUCGGCCGCUAGCCAACCCGGCCUCCCCGAGUUCAGGCUCGACGGAAAGGUUGUGAUCGUGUCGGGCGCCGGGCGUGGCCUCGGUCUCGUGCAGGCCGAAGCGCUGCUCGAUGCGGGGGCCAAGGAGGUGCACGCCGUGGACCGGCUGCCGGACCCGUCGCCCGACUUUGCCCGCAUCGCCGACCGCGCCAAGUCGGAGCUGGGCUCUAGCUUGACGUACCACCGCAUCGACGUCCGCGACGUGCCCAGGCUGAACGAGACAGUCCAGCAGAUUGCCGACCGCCACGGCCGGCUGGACGGGCUGAUCGCCGCCGCCGGCAUCCAGCAGGAGACCUCGGCGCUCGAGUACGCGGCCGAGGAUGUCGAGAAGAUGAUGAGCGUCAACGUCACGGGAGUCUUCAUGACGGCCCAGGCCGUUGCCCGGCAGAUGGUGCGCCUGAAGCAGGGAGGUAGCAUCGUUCUCAUCGGCUCCAUGAGCGGAACGGUUGCCAACAGAGGCCUGAUCUGCCCGCAAGUCGCCCCCCAAGAGACUGAGGGCAGAGCAUACAACGCCUCCAAGGCGGCCGUGCUCCAGCUCGGCCGAAACCUGGCCUCGGAGUGGGGUUCUGCGGGAAUCCGGGUCAACACCAUCUCGCCGGGCUACAUCGUCACCGCCAUGACGGAGGCGCUUUUCGACAAGUACCCAGAGAGGAGACAGGACUGGGCCAACGGCAACAUGCUCGGCCGCCUGAGCAAGCCCGAGGAGUACCGCGGCGCAGCCGUAUUUCUCAUCAGCUCGGCUUCUAGCUUCAUGACGGGCGCGGACCUGCGGAUCGACGGCGGCCACUGCGCUUGGUGA